GUAGUGUUUUAAGCUUUUCGUGGGAGGAAAUUAUAGUACCCAGAAAACAGUGCUCGUAAAGUCUCGUCAUUGUUUGGUUCGUACAAUUUCUUCACUCUCCUUCCUUUAAAACCCUACCUUUUGGAUUUUGGCAAAAGAGAAAGAGUAUAGGGGAAAAGCGAAAGUAGAUUAAGAGGUGAAAAUGAGCGGUCGCUGUAGAAAGAAUGUGAAACAAAAUGCUGUAGAUGAUGUCGAAAAGUCUGUAGAAAAACUGAGUAAGCCUGAUCGCCAUAAAAUAGAGCAAAAAUCAGCUCGGAACUCGAACAGAGUUGUUGACAAGUUAGUUAAUGAACAACACUGCAAUGCAAGAAGGAAGCGUGGAAGAGAAAAUUUUGAAUGUGAGAAAAAAGAAGAAGAAGAAGAACUCAAUACAGCUAUGAAAAAGAAGGGGAAAGGUCGCAACAAUACAAGAGAAAAUGUUGUAACUGAUAAGGAUGACCUGCAAGAAAUUGCUGCUUCGAAUGACGAAAAAAUACUCAAUACAGCUACUAAAAAUGAAAUUGCUCUCUUGCCUGAAGAAGAAGAACUCAAUACAGGUACAAAAAAGAAGAAGCGUGGCAAAAACAUCAGAGAAAAGGUUGAAAGUGAGAAACAAAAACAAGAGAAAACUCUAAGUGAAAGCCACAGAAGAGACAAGUGUCGGAAGGUUGAAAAUGGGAAUGAGAUUGCAUCCAAUAUGUUUCAUCAAUGCCAGAGGAAUGACAAAGGAAGGGUUGUUAGGUGCAUCAGUUGUAAAACAAAGCUUUUGCCUUUCUUGAGAAGAUUCAACACAGAGCAAGUGAUGGAGAUGGAGAUUGAAGCUAAGAUUCAAGGAGUACCUGUGUCAGAGUUAAUGCUUCCUAAGGCAAAGUGCCGGAGGAGUGAGCAUAUACACUGGUUGAAGUUAACAUCCACCAAUUUUUUAUGGGAUACAUGGAAGGUCGGUUUGAUAGUGCUGGUUGACCCCAGAUUUUGCAGUUGAAAGACUGGCCUUCAUCUGAUUUUUUCGAUGAGCGGUCACCUCGUCACUCUGCUGAGUUUGUUAGAAGCUUGCCCUUUAAGGAGUACACGCAUCCUCAAAGUGGCUAUCUGAAUCUUGCUGUCAAACUGCCACCAGGGUAUUUGAUGCCUGGCAUGAGACCAAAAACAUAUAUUGCUUAUGGAGUUCCCGAGGAGCUGGGGCGUGGGGACUCUGUGACUAAGCUGCAUUUUGAUAUGUCUGAUUCGGUAAAUGUGCUGACACAUACACAAGGAAUAAACCUGACACCUGAACAGCUUUCGUGGAUUAAAAAAUUGAAAAGAAAGCAUGCUGCCCAGGAUAAUUGGGAAUUGCAAACGACUGAGGAGGAGCACAAAUGUGAAAACAUCAUCUAAGUUCAACGAGGACCAGUCUUUACUAGGUUAUUCACCCUAUACAUGGUCAAACAUUUUACUUGACUAAGGAUCACAAAAAUAAGCUUAAGGAAGAAUGUGGUGAGUUUUUCCAUGGACCUUUGUUCAAAAAUUAGGGGAUGCAGUUUUCAUUCCUGCAGGCUGCCCUUAUCAAGUUAGAAAUUUGAAGUCGUGCAUAAAUGUUGCUCUUUGCUUCGUUUCACCUGAAAAUGUUGGUGAAUGUAUUCGUUUGACUGAGGAAUUCCGCAAACUUCCCCAAGAUCAUGUCGCUAAAGAAGACAAAUUAGAGGU
Messenger RNA from Solanum pennellii, 1701 nucleotides. RefSeq names its product ABC transporter F family member 4-like. The record is from RefSeq and is a predicted model, not a curated record. The coding region runs from base 182 to 1000 and encodes 272 amino acids. Gene Ontology annotation, cellular component: histone deacetylase complex; chromatin. The transcript is spliced from 8 exons. Lineage: Eukaryota; Viridiplantae; Streptophyta; Magnoliopsida; Solanales; Solanaceae. Gene Ontology annotation, molecular function: transcription coregulator activity; chromatin DNA binding; histone H3K9 demethylase activity. Gene Ontology annotation, biological process: regulation of transcription by RNA polymerase II.